AUGGCGACGUGCUUCUGCUGCCCCAAACCUCGCUACAAACGGCUGGUUGAUGGGCUCUUCCCAGAGGACCCUCAAACACCCACACCUGUGUCUGCUAAUAUGGACAAGCUGCUCUUCUUUGCUCAAACCUCCCCUGACCAUCUGGACAAUAUUGGAGAGUACCCCGCUCUGAGACUGCGUCGGAGCCUGCAAAGAGAGAAAAACGGGCAUGUGGCUCUGCAAGUGACGGAGAAGCUGCUGUCCGCCUGUGACUCACAAAAGCUCCAGUUGAUUGUGGAUAGCUACCUGGAUAUACUGCAUAAUAUGCUGGAAACUAGCAACACAGAACGGCCACCAAUUCGUUUGUGAAGUUUGCCGAGUGAGAGGAAGGGAACACCCCCUACCACAGACAGUACGACUUCCUCAUCCACCGCUUUGCCUCUCUUAGCCUCACCAAGAAUGUCGAUGACGCCGACAAAUAUCACGAGUAUUGCCAUUUACUGUUUUGAAAUGAGUUUGAGUGGCCACAGGUCGAAGUGUUAGGUGUCAUAUUUUAACUGUACUGCCCUUAGGGUGCUCUGUCACAUGCAUUACUUGUGAUCACAUUGCUUUCAUCACCAACUCCACCCCUCCCCACUACACCUCACACAGGACACAGGACGCGAAUGGCUGGGUUGCAAGGGCUGAGGGGAGUGAUAAAGAAGAUUGGUCGGCAAGACAACCUCCAGAUGAACAUUUGGGACCUAGAUCACAUGAACAAGAUAGUGCCACCCUUCCUCUUCAAUAUGCACAGUCACAG
This is a messenger RNA of Halichondria panicea, 778 nucleotides long. Its product is annotated as protein EFR3 homolog B-like. The record is from RefSeq and is a predicted model, not a curated record. Gene Ontology annotation, cellular component: plasma membrane. The transcript is spliced from 3 exons. The coding region runs from base 1 to 348 and encodes 115 amino acids. Lineage: Eukaryota; Metazoa; Porifera; Demospongiae; Suberitida; Halichondriidae. Gene Ontology annotation, biological process: protein localization to plasma membrane.